UACAGGGGAUGACCAGAGACUGCGGACACAGUACAGGAGAUGACCAGAGACUGCGGACACAGUACAGGAGAUGACCAGAGACUGCGGACACAGUACAGGAGAUGACCAGAGACUGCGGACACAGUACAGGAGAUGACCAGAGACUGCGGACACAGUACAGGAGAUGGCCAGAGACUGCGGACACAGUACAGGAGAUGGCCAGAGACUGCGGACACCGUACAGGGGAUGGCCAGAGACUGCGGACACCGUACAGGGGAUGACCAGAGACUGUGGACAGGGGAUGACCAGAGACUGCGGACACAGCACAGG
Staurois parvus is the source of this 309-nucleotide messenger RNA. The record is from the annotation of a GenBank genome assembly. Lineage: Eukaryota; Metazoa; Chordata; Amphibia; Anura; Ranidae.